Molecule: messenger RNA, 1561 nt
Organism: Balaenoptera ricei (Rice's whale)
Lineage: Eukaryota; Metazoa; Chordata; Mammalia; Artiodactyla; Balaenopteridae
Product: putative Dresden prostate carcinoma protein 2
Source: RefSeq, a predicted model, not a curated record
AUGCCCGGCACUGCGAUUGAGAAGCCAAUCAAUGCACCCUUUGGUGAGGUGCCCGAGAGGCGUCCUCUGAGUGGCAGCCUGGAAGGAUGCACGUCCGGCUGCACCGAGCUGGCUUCCCCGCUCUUUCCCCACUUCAGCGUCAGCCUUGGCCCUGGGAACUGCAGCCUGUGCCUCCAAGCCGCGCGCUUCCUCCCGCCUCCAGCGGAGAAGGGCAGUGCGGCCAGGCCUAGCAAACCCUUCUUCUGGGGCCCCCAGCGGGAACAGGAAGGAAAGCGGCUGAGAUGCGCCCUAAGUGUCGCAUGGCUUGGAGAAAGGAGACCGGUCCGGGGCUCCCAGCGCUAUAAAAACUUUAUAAACCCCCCGGAGCCCGAGCAGUGUGAAGAAGAGGCGAGAGCGACCCCUGGACUGGCCAAAGCCGCGCGCCACUGCAUCCCCGUGUCCAGCGCCUACGUCCCGCCGCCGUCGCCACCAUGCCCAAGAGAAAGGCUGAAGGGGAUGCUAAAGGAGAUAAAACCAAGGUGAAGGAUGAACCACAGAGAAGAUCUGCCAGGUUAUCUGCUAAACCUGCUCCUCCAAAGCCAGAGCCCAAGCCUAAAAAGGCCCCUGCAAAGAAGGGAGAGAAGGUACCCAAAGGGAAAAAGGGGAAAGCUGAUGCUGGCAAGGAUGGGAAUAACCCUGCAGAAAACGGAGAUGCCAAAACAGACCAGGCACAGAAAGCUGAAGGUGCUGGAGAUGCCAAGUGAGUGUGCAUUUUUGAUAACUGUGUACUUCUGGUGACUGUACAGUUUGAAAUACUAUUUUUUAUCAAGUUUUAUAAAAAUGCAGAAUUUUGUUUUACUUUUUUUUUUUUUAAGCUAUGUUGUUAGCAUACAGAACACUUCAUUGUUGUUUUUUGGGGGAAGAGCACAUGUCACUAAUAGAUUGUCUCUGAAGCUGGAUUGAUGUGGGAAAAAAACACCUUUCCCUUCUGGUUUUGAGAGACUUCCUCUUGGUUCCCAGGAAGGAGGGGUUCCUUGAUGUUGACACACAGUAGCCACCUUGGCACAAACGCCUUGUGGUGUGGAAAAACUAAAAUUAGUUUUUAUGUCCUCUUCUCCCUCUCCACCUUCAGCAUAGACUUGACUCCCUUAAACCCAGAGACCUGUUGGAACCUGACCCCCCAAAAUUGGUUACCAGUAUGUCAGGCAAUCUGGACUUUGCAUUGUCACCAAUGAGAUGGCGUCCCUCAAAAGAGCAGCGGUUCCUUUUUUAGAUUGUGGAUCUUCAGAUUGAUACUUUUGCCAUUUUCAUUUCCAUUUCCUGAAAGUCAGGGUCGGCUUGUGAAAAGUUGUUAAACAACAUACUAAAUGUGAAAUGUCAGCCCUCACUCUAAACUUUCCCUGUUCAGAGCAUCACAUGAAGACUUCAUUGGGUUUUAUAGUGGCUUUCUGAUUUUGGUAGUCCAUUGCAAAAGGGAGUUUGAAAGUUGUUGUAUACUGUUAACGAUUGUCUGCCCAUGUCCUGCCUGAAAUACCAUGAUUGUUUAUGAAAAGUAUCUUUAAUAAAGCUGGAUACAGUUUGA